AGGAGGAGGAAGAGGCGGAAGAGGAGGAGUCUGGAGGAAGAGGAGGAGCGUGGAGCGAGGAGGAGGAAGCGAGAGGACGCGGCGCGCCCAGCGAGCUCAUCAGCCAUGGACGAACACGGCUCCCUUUGCUACGACAAGCACAGAGCCAGGCAGCCGGCAUGCCGUCGCGGCUUAUGACACGCUCGCCGGAGGAUCCUUCGCCCCGCGAAGAAACCGCUAAUUUAAACUCAAAACAUAAAAAAUAAGAAUCGCAACGUCGCGUCAAGCAUUAGCGGGCGGGCGGGGUGGGGGGGCAGAUAGUCGGGCCUAGCGCGCGCUUUACGGCGGUAACCGAAGCCUCGGGCUUGCCUAGCGAGACAGCCGGUGGAAUGGAGCCUCUCGCCGGCGGGGUUUAGCCGGCUCCCCCGGCCUCUCCCCCAUACUCCCUCCUCUUCCCCCCCCCACCCACCCAUAAUCACCGUCAACCCAUAACUAUGUGAUGUGCGGGCGAGGGUGAACUUAGGCAGCGGGGCUUGUGGAGCCGUCUCUCGUGUCGUUGAGGGUGGCGCAAAGCGGCGAUCGAGUGGAGUAAACAGGAAGCGACGACGGGUCUCGUACGGGAAGGGCAUUUGUUGUUGAGCAGCAUGGGUUGCCGUGGGCAGGGCCUCGGCCCAUGUGGCCCAUCUCCCCCUCAGAUUUCGACCGGUGCCAAUGGAUAAAGUGUCAACCCCUCACUCAUCUAUACAUAACCAUCCGUGCUGCGUGCUCAUUUUUGUUGUUGGGUUUUUGGGCUUUGUAUUUUGUGCGAAUUGGCGUUUCAUUUAGGGGGGGCGGGUUGGGUUUUUUUUGAUUGUCAGGUCGGUCCGUCGUUGUGUGGUUCAUUCCACCGAUUUUUUUUGGGUCGGUCCUGUACGUGGUACAUGUAACGACUGUGCUGUUGUCAUUCGCAUGUGGCCUUAACCCUGGGCGGUUGGCCCACACACACACAUUAUAUCGUGGUGGGGGGUAGGGGGUGAGAUGCAGGUGACAUGUAUUGGCGCUGCCAAACAUCUGGGUCGCACUGCUUCUGCUAUGCGAUUCUUUGCUGGAGGGGUUUAAUCAAGCAAAGUGCAGUGCUCCCCAACUUUUAAAAAGUCACCCACUGCACACACUUUCCUUGCGCCUGCUCUGUUUGGUGAAUUCACAAACACAAAUACAUAGCGGCGGGGGGGGGGGGCGUUAGUGAGUGAGAGGGGUUGACCAUCAAAAAGAGGGCGACUUUUAUUUUCUCCAUCGAAAACGGAAGAGCAAAAUAAGAAUCGAGGGCCCCUUCGCCAUAUGACAGGACAGGGCCACAGACAAGAGGAAGGGCGCUGAGGGAGGGAACGCAAAAUAUAAAAAAACAAGAGUGAAGAAUUAUAAGACAGAGGAGGGCAACUUCGACGGGGGCGGGCAGCAAUGGGUGACCCACAGUCCCGCCGCCACCACGCUCUCGGUCGCUUGCGGUCACAGCUGAGGCGCAAGAGGGAAUCUCUCGCCGACCAAUUUGACUUCAAGAUGUACAUCGCCUUCGUAUUCAGAGAUAAGAGGAAGAGGCCGGCGCUGUUUGAGGCCGGCGAAGUGAUGCCGGUGAUGACCAACAACUAUGAGGAGCUGAUCUUGAAGGGUGUGCGACAGGCCGACUACUCGCUGCAGAGCUCCCUAGAGCUGCUGAGCAAGGAUGUGGUGCAGCUACACGCACCGCGCUAUCAGUCACUGCGACGUGAUGUGAUCGGCAAUGUGCAGGAUAUGGAUUUCUUUCUAUGGCCACGCAAGGACAUAGAGAAGGUGGUUUGCCUCCUCUUUUCUCGCUGGAAGGGCUCAGACGAUCCAUAUAAGCUUAUUCAAGCCGAGUUUGAGUUUGACUACCAGGACUACGAACAGCAGCUGGUGCGGUUGCUUGGCCAAAAGGACAAGGCGGGUCUCGUUGUCAACAAUGACACGGAGUCUAUGUUCUUGUUCGUGCGCCGGCACGGACUCCCAAGUCAGAAGGGCAUGACUACGUCCGUGUUCAAGCUGUGCAGCAUCUGCCUGUACUUGCCGCAAGACCAGCUCACCCACUGGGGAGUGGGCAGUGUGGAUGACCACCUCAAGCCCUACCUCCCUGAUUAAAGCCUCUCCGCACUCACACUUAAACCUAUCGAUUGCUCUAAUUGUGGGCGAGCUCUGGAGCGUGGCGCAGAGUUCUGUACGCGAUGGGUUCACGUUGUAUGCGUGUGUGCGUGUUGAGCCAGUUGAGAUCGGAGCAGCACAACUUUUUAAUUUGAUUUGCUCCAAAUGUCAAACAUUGGAAGCUGCUGUAAGGGCCUUCCCAUAGCCAACGUGACAGCAUUCUUUGUGCAGUGCGGUCAGUCUGGAGUGUUAAGACUUUCCCUCGCCGCCUCGUACUGAUCAACCCUGCCUUCCCAGUGCAUCCCUUUGUUUCCACGUUUUUGUGUGCACACUGAGUUUCACUCCUCCCUUAUUAAAUAAGAUGGGUGAGUGUUUUAGGCCAGUAAAGCCAUGUUUCCAUGUGCAGACUUUCAAAAGUACAUUGGGCAGCACAGAUAUUGUUUUGACCCAACCUAAGGGCAAUACUUUGCCCCUCUGCUCCAUUCCAACUAACUUUAGGGACCCAGAUUGCAGGUCCCAACAUUAAAGUGAAAUGCUGGUGUAAUUUAUUGAACACCAGUCUGCACUAAAGGAUUUAACAUUGAAAUGCAAUCAAACUGGACGCCACAUCUCAUCUGUUUGCACAUGGAACUGGGAUUUAUGCAACGCGUGAAAGAUAUCCCAAAACCGCUACUACAGUAGAGCCUCGGUUCAAACGGAGUUUAACCAUUUAGUUUUAUAAGCAUUUUAAAUGAAAACCUCAAAUUGAUGCAUGUAACAACAGCUUGAUGUGUGCAUUUUUCGUAAGCAGGUAAUAAAUUCCACACUUUUCAUUACCUAUAAUUGAACAAAUACAAAUAGAAAUGUGUUGUAAAAUACUGAGGUUCUAUUGUAGUGGUUGUGGGUAUUUUGGUAGUUGUGUAUUGUGGAGUUCCACCAAAUGUUAUGAAAUGGGAGUCUGACCUGUGCCGGACUGAAUUUUGUUAGCUUCAGGUUAAGCAGCUCGGAAACGCAGAUGACAACUAAAAUACGAAUCCAUGUUGCUACAAUACAUGCAUCUUGUGCACGUUGCAUUGCUGCACUUGAUUUUGUUUUUAAGCGUGUUGAGCGCAACUUGCUGCAGAGGAUGAAAUACUGAGGCGGACUAGAGAAUGGAAAACUGUUGCCACAAAGUGCAUAUGUCAUGCAGAAGCAUUUCAUGGUGUUGGUUGACUCCCGAGGUCUUUUCAGGGCCUCGUGGAGGGGGAAAGAAAAUUUGCCCUAGGCCGCAAAAGAUAGCCCCAGACUUCAGACACGAGGGCCCCACGACAGGCCUGUGGAUGUGGAAUGAGUGGGCCCCACGUAGCGUGCUGUCUCCAGGAACCUCGGUGGCCCUGGGUCUCACUGAUUUGAACUCCUCGGGAGUGAUAUUAAUUUCCAUCUCGAUUUGUUCAUCUAAAUCUGUAAAACAGUUGUCACGCUGUGCGUCUGCUAGUGAACACCAAAAUAUUAACGUCUUAAUGUAGAAUUUAAUUUACCUGCGGUGUGGUUGAAAUUUUAUUUGUGCUUUUAAGCAUACUUGUGGCACGGGGUUUGAUUCUUUGGGCCGAUUAGAUUUUUAAGUUGAAUUUUCUUGUGUUGUAGUUUGAUAUUGCUUUUUAAGUUUGGGAUUUUUUUUCUUCUCGGUACAGCUCUCACGACUGGGCUUGUCAGAAUUCUAAAGCCUGUAUGCAGAGCGGGGAUUCAAAACUAUAACGCAUACAGAGGCAAGCUUUGAGGCUUAACAUACAUGAUACACCUGCUUUAAAGAGCAUAGUUUUAAUUAGGGAUCCCAAUUUCUGUGUAACGUUUGCACUAUGGUUAUGGGCACUGCAUCGUCAUGUCAGUCCAUUUAACCACCGCAUAAUCCAGCAAAGGCCCCUCUGUGGUACUUGCGUUGGGGAUAAUGAACAUACUUUUUUGUUAAAACGCUUCAGAGCUCGAAAUGUGAAAGAUCCAGUAUUGCCAGUUGAAAUGCCUCACCAUGGUCAUGCUAACACUGGUAUACAAAACACCAUUGUUAAAAUCUCGGCAACAUUCAAAUCAAUGGUAAAACAUGUAAAAUAAUUUACACUUGAUAUUAUGUUGCUACGAUUGUAACAGCUGUUGUGCAUUUAUUCAUAUGUUGUCAUUUUAUUAUUUAAAUUGUUGCCAUUACAAUGUUCCAAUCUUAAAAUUCAGAUUUGUUAUGUUGCGCGUGCAAUGUGUGUGCUUGCUCAAAUGCGUUUGAUUUGCUUGCAUUUGUAUGGCAAAAGGCUCUUGAUAAAAAUAAAGGUGAUAAGGUUAUCACUUGCAGGAAAAAUUA
Messenger RNA from Lethenteron reissneri (Far Eastern brook lamprey), 4411 nucleotides. It is a transcript of the gene C10H6orf62, whose product is annotated as chromosome 10 C6orf62 homolog. The record is from RefSeq and is a predicted model, not a curated record. Lineage: Eukaryota; Metazoa; Chordata; Hyperoartia; Petromyzontiformes; Petromyzontidae.